AUGCAGUUGAAGCACCUGAGGACCCUGCUGAGCCCUCAGGAUGGCGCUGCGAAGGUGACCUGCAUGGCCUGGUCCCAGAACAAUGCUAAAUUUGCUGUCUGCACAGUGGACCGAGUGGUGCUGCUGAACGAUGAGCAUGGAGAGCGGAGAGACAAGUUCUCCACCAAGCCAGCCGACAUGAAGUACGGCAGGAAGAGCUACAUGGUGAAGGGCAUGGCGUUCUCUCCUGAUUCCACAAAAAUUGCCAUAGGACAGACUGACAACAUCAUCUACGUCUACAAGAUUGGAGAAGAUUGGGGUGACAAGAAGGUCAUCUGCAACAAGUUCAUCCAGACGUGGCCCGCGGAGUACAUCAUUGUCUUUGGACUGGCUGAAGGCAAGGUAAAGGAGGGGAGGAACACUGGGGUAGGUGUUAGGUGGGGAUGA
This is a messenger RNA of Arvicanthis niloticus (Nile rat), 426 nucleotides long. NCBI's taxonomy places the organism in Eukaryota, Metazoa, Chordata, Mammalia, Rodentia, Muridae. The record is from RefSeq and is a predicted model, not a curated record.